CCCCGAGGUGGGUGAAUGCUUGCCCUUCCGCACACGACAGCCAUCAUCCCCUCUGUUCAGUGAGAUUUUUGGCCUAACAUCCAUCUUUUGCUGAGUCGCAGGACCAUCUCAAGCCACCUUUCAGCAGCAUUGUCUACCUUUCAUCUGCAAAGAGGCAUUCGAAAGUCGCUCUCAUCCUCGCUUUCAUCCUCUGUGCUACCUGACCCCCGAGCACGUCUCUUCACCAUGUCCCAAUCCGCUGUUCUCGGUUUCCCCCGCAUUGGCCCUCUGCGUGAGGUCAAGAAGGCCAACGAGGCUUACUGGUCCGGCAAGAUCUCUUCUGAGGAGCUCUUGAAGGUCGCCAAGGAGCAGCGUCUCUUGACUUACCAGACCAUCAAGGAGCAAGGUGUGGAUGUGAUCCCCACCGGCACCUUCUCCCUGUAUGACCAUGUGCUUGACAUUUCCAACACCUUUGGCAUUGUGCCCGAGGCUUACGCAAAGUCUGGAUUGAGCGCCCUCGACCAGUCUUUUGCCAUGGCCCGCGGUCACCAAAAGGGCGGCGUCGACUUGCCUGCGCAGGAGAUGCAAAAGUGGUUCGACUCCAACUACCACUACAUCGUCCCCGAGUUCACAGAGUCAUCUGCCUUUGCCAUCAAGGACACCAAGCCCAUCGACGAUUUCCUGGAGGCCAAGCAAGCUGGCUACAACGCUCGUCCCGUGCUCGUCGGCCCCCUCACCAUCCUCGCGAUCGGCAAGGUCGGCGCUGACGCCAAGUCCGAAACCUUUGACCGUUGGACGCUGCUCCCCAAGCUCGCCGCUGUUUACGGCGAGCUCCUUGCCAAGCUCUCCGAGGCUGGCGCCGAGUGGGUGCAGAUCGAUGAGCCUAUUCUCGCUCUCGACGCCGGUGCAGACUUGGCGUCUGAAUUCAAGCAGACCUACGAGACUCUCGCAAAGGCUGCUCCCAGCAUUAAGGUCCUUCUCGCGACCUACUUUGGACGUGUCGGCAACACUGUCAACUUCCUGAAGGAUCUGCCCAUCGCUGGUCUCCACGUCGACCUGGACCGCGCUCCCGAGCAGCUCGAUGAGGUCCUCUCCGCGUUUGCAAGCACCAAUGUCGUCAUCUCUCUUGGUCUCGUCUCUGGACGCAAUAUUUGGAAGACUGACCUCAGCGCUGCUCUUCAAACCGCGCAAAAGGCUGUUUCUGCUCUCGGAGGGGAUGCCAAGCGAGUCAUCAUCUCGUCCAGCUCUUCGCUCCUGCACACCCCCAUCACGCUCAAGAACGAGAAGAAGCUGGCCCCAGAAAUUCUCGACUGGUUCUCCUUUGCGACUGAGAAGGCCGCCGAGGUCGCCACUUUGAAUGCUGCCCUCAAAGACCCCAACAGCGCCACCGCUAUCCUCGAGGUCAACCAGCGCUCCAUCAAGGCUCGUCGUGAUUUCGAGAAGAACUCCAACCCUGCUGUUCGUGAGAGGCUUGCAGCUGUGAAGGAAUCCGACUACAAGCGCAGCGAGCCCUUCUCCGUUCGCAGCGAGACCCAGCGCAAGCACCUCAACCUGCCCACCUUCCCCACCACCACCAUCGGAUCUUUCCCUCAGACCAAGGAGAUCCGCCAGUACCGUGCUCGCUUCACCAAGGGCGAGAUCACGCAAGCCGAGUACGAGAAGUUCCUCGAGGCUGAGAUUCAAGAUGUUGUCAAGCGUCAGGAGGAGAUUGGCAUCGACGUCCUCGUCCACGGAGAGCCCGAACGUAACGACAUGGUGCAAUACUUUGGAGAGCUCCUCGACGGUUUCGUCUUUACUCAGAACGCUUGGGUGCAAUCGUUCGGAUCUCGAUACGUCAGACCUCCCAUCAUUGUCUCCGACGUUUCCCGCCCUGCGCCCAUGACUGUGCGAUGGAGCAAGUACGCGCAGAGCCUCACCAAGCGACCCAUGAAGGGUAUGCUUACUGGACCCGUCACCAUCCUCAACUGGUCCUUCCCUCGUGCAGAUGUUACUCGAGAGCUGCAGGCCAAGCAGAUCGGUUUGGCUCUGCGUGACGAAGUCUCUGACCUCGAGAAGGCUGGUAUCUUUGCCAUCCAGGUCGACGAGCCUGCCAUUCGUGAAGGUCUGCCUCUGCGAAGCCAAGACCACACUGCCUACCUCAAGUGGGCCGUUGACAGCUUCAAGCUGGCCACCUCGUCCAUCAGCCCUUCCGUGCACAUUGCGAGCCACUUCUGCUACUCUGACUUUGCCAACAAGCAGAUCAUGCAGUCCAUUCUCGACCUCGACGCUGACAUGGUCUCGAUCGAGAACAGCAAAGCAGGCGCCAAGAUCCUCAAGACCUUUAGGGACUUCAAGUACACCCAAGACAUUGGCCCUGGUCUUUUCGACAUUCACAGUCCCCGCGUGCCCAGCGAGGAGGAGAUGUUCGCUCGUCUGAAGGACUUUACCGCUCACAUUGAGAAGGAGCGCAUUUGGGCGAACCCAGACUGUGGCCUCAAGACCCGUACUUGGGAGGAGUGCACUGCCCAGCUCAAGAACAUGGUCGCAGCUGCUGCCCGCGGUCGCAAGGAGCUCGCCUGAGCUUCAGCUGCGCUGGCCAAGAGCCAUUUCUCUCGUUCUUCUUGCUUUCUUUUGCUUUCUUCUCACGAAAUCAAGCCUCAACGGCUGGCAAGCUUCAACGGCUAGCCUUUUUCUUUUCGCCCGGCUGCGCUUCUCUUGAAGCCUCCGAUUUACUCUCACAAAAGUGCGCGAGCAUCCACGUGCACAUUCUCCCCGUUUUACAAGUUCUCGUCUUUUGACCGUGUCCCGUCAUUGACCUCUCCCCCCCUUUGUUUACGAUUCUCUUGGGGGGCCUUCACCAAAGCCCCCCCUCUCGCACUAGCUUUCCGUCGAAAAGGUCUCAACACAGCUGUUACGUUCCAUCCUGUCAUCGUACAACACUAUCACGCAUUCACGGCAUUCAACUUGCAAUCAAUUCAGAUCACCACGAUCAGGGGGUGAGAGAGGCACGGCUUGUCUUUCGCUACGCGAAGCAAUGAGACGGAAUCGAG
Ceraceosorus guamensis is the source of this 3008-nucleotide messenger RNA. Its product is annotated as putative MET6-methionine synthase. Gene Ontology annotation, molecular function: 5-methyltetrahydropteroyltriglutamate-homocysteine S-methyltransferase activity; zinc ion binding. Lineage: Eukaryota; Fungi; Basidiomycota; Exobasidiomycetes; Ceraceosorales; Ceraceosoraceae. The coding region runs from base 226 to 2538 and encodes 770 amino acids. The record is from RefSeq and is a predicted model, not a curated record. The transcript is spliced from 3 exons.